Messenger RNA from Oryzias melastigma (Indian medaka), 2228 nucleotides. Its product is annotated as NADPH oxidase organizer 1. Gene Ontology annotation, molecular function: superoxide-generating NADPH oxidase activator activity; phosphatidylinositol binding; protein binding. Gene Ontology annotation, biological process: superoxide anion generation. Lineage: Eukaryota; Metazoa; Chordata; Actinopteri; Beloniformes; Adrianichthyidae. Bases 295 to 1674 code for a protein of 459 amino acids. The transcript is spliced from 8 exons. The record is from RefSeq and is a predicted model, not a curated record.
UCUUUUUUUUUCUUAAUGUUUUGGGGGUUUAUUGUUCCCUUGUCAUAGACACGUUUUGCUGCAUUCCUCUGAAUAAUCCAGCUGACCUUUACGGUUUGAGUCGUCCCACGCCUUUUGGGAUGUUUUCCUCCUUCUCCAUCCCUCGCUUUCGGGUAAAGCUCCGCCCCCCUCGUGCGUUCGGCUCUUUAUAAGGAGCGUCGGGCGCGUCAGGGCGGACAGAGCUCACAGCGCAGACAGACGGACAGUCGACCAACCAAUCACCUGCAGAUCCGCAGAACAGCACGAGAGCGCGCCAUGGCAGACGAGCAGCGCAGCCUGAUCAGCGCACGCGUCAUCGGAGGCGUCCGCAGGGACACACCGAGACUCAAGACGUUCAUGGUUUCUGUCAUCUGGUCUGAUGGGAGUGAAAUCAUCAUCUACAGAUCCUUCAAGGACUUCAAGAAAUUCCAUGACCAGCUAAAAAAGCGGUUCCCCAACCUGACUCCUUUCCGGAAGGAUGACAGAAUGCUGCCAAAGUUUAAUGGGAAAGCCAGGAGAAGCAGCCUCAAGCAGAAAGGGUCCAAGAAGUCGGUCAGACAGAUGGAGUUCCUGGAGAGCUACUGUGACAAACUGCUCAAGCGUGGCCCAAACGUGACCCAAAGCUUGGAGGUGACCCGCUUCUUCACGCCAAAGGACCACGACCUGGAGCCGGAUUUCACCAAGAACUCGGUGAUGAUCAUGGUGUCCGACGACGGCGAGCAGGCGGGCUCCCGGCACUUCGGAGGAAACGUCACCCACCCCUUCGUCACCCAGACCUACCGCUGCGUGGCUCCGUACGAGACCAAAGACACCAAGAACCGCCCCUUCAAGGUGGCCGUGGACGAGAAGCUGGACGUUCUGAUCAAAGACCCUGCAGGCUGGUGGCUGGUGGAGAGUGAGGACAAGCGCCUGGCUUGGUUUCCUGCUCCAUACCUGGAGGUGUUGGAUGGAGAGGAUGAGGACGAUGAUGGAUACCUGGGAGGUACUUUGUACUGCGCUGUGAGGAGUUACUCCACCAAGAAAAACGACGAGGUGUCUUUGUCUAUUGGCUCGGUGGUGGAGGUGCUGAGGAAGUCUGAUGACGGCUGGUGGCUCAUCAGAUUCAGUGGAAAGGUCGGUUACAUUCCCGCCAUGUACCUGCAGCCUUACAACAACCCCAGGGCGGGCCUCCACGGCCUGCACAGCAAGAUCCACACCUCCACCUUGAACCUGUCAACCAUCAGGGAUCCGGUUCAAUCCAGAAUGCCGAGGCGGGACUCUCCCAGACAAUCCAGCCUGGACUCCAACGUUCCGGCGCGAGUCCACAAAGCCAAGUCGCUGGACGUCCUCUCCGAGCCCUGGCUGCAGGGGGAGGAGGAAGCCCCCACGCCCGACGGGCGCACUCGCAGCAUGAGCGGCAGCGACGAGUCCAUGUUCUCCGACUUCUCCUCCAGCAGCGGGUCCUCCUCAAGCCUGAGAGAGGAGGCGCAGGGGGAGGACGACGACCGGAGUUCUGGCUCCAACAGCUCCGGGUUUGCCGAGCCGACGGGGCCCAGAGUCCCCCCCAGACCCAAGGCGGAGGAGAUCCUGACCCGCUGCACCACCAUGACGCGCAAGGCCGCCCUGGCCACCAAGACCCGGCUCCAGAUCCAACCCGAGUCCAUUCACAGCCGCUGAGCAGAUGAACUGUCUUCUGUUUCUAGAAAUCGUUUUAAUCAGUGCAAUCACUCCUAUCUGCAGCGCUGUUGAUUGAUUGGAAAUCUUUGACGAGAUCCGGGUCGAGCUUUAAAACCAUGCUGAGAAAUGUUUUUUUUUUUCAAACACAGAUUGGCAUUUUGAGUUUAUGCUUUGUAGCUUCAGUGAAGCGUUCACACGAAAAUCUUCAAAUCAAACACGACUGGUCUGAGACGUCUGCUGUAUAUUUGUGGUCCUUAAAGUGAUUUAUUCAUUUUCAAAACUUGGACUCUUUUUGUUCAUUGCUGUACCUGAAUGUUUGACUGUAUCUUACAUAAAUACGUACGCUGUGUUUAAACAGUUUGUGAUGCUGCACAUAAAUGCAGGUCAGCCAGUACAAAACCUGACCGGUAUGUAGUCGCAGUGUCUUCCUAUAAUCUGAAGAUACGCUGUUAUUUUUCUCUUUUCUUCCUUUGAUUCUGUACUGAAUUACUGCCUGGAAGAGUUUACAAUGUUCAUGUGGCAUAAAAAGGUCAAUAAAAUCUCUUUGAACUGAA